CCGGGCAAGGCCUUCUAUCGCGGUCCACGAAGCACGUACCUAGGUUCAAAACUCUAACAGCGCGAGUUGAUAUAACCUCGGCUGUAAGAUAUUCCCUUUGCAGUAUCCAAGCACUGCAUUUAUCAGUAAACAGCAGUAGAACAACGAUGGCGGAGGGAGCAGAUGCGGUGUCAGCGGCAUCAGCUACGGCAACCAUCGCGGUGAAAUUCACGUCUUCGGACAAAGCUGCUGGGCAGGUUUCGAUAUCUCUCGAGGGCACAGUUGGCGAGCUUAAGGAGGCUAUCAGGUCGCAGUUCGACGUCGAGCCGAAGCGCAUCAUAUUCCAGGGGCGCAUCCUAAACAAGGACGAUCAGACCCUCCAAGAUUGCAAGCUUAAGGAUGGCCUUACCGUCGUUGUCCAAGUGUUGGCAGCUGGAGCAUCAGCGUCGCCGUCGCCUGCCGCAGCGACGGCGCCUGCCGCCGCCGCGGUGGCGGCGGCGCCUGCCACGCCGAAUCCCGCAGCUGGCCUUGCGGCCGCCACGCAAUCGAUGAGCGGGUUUGGUUUAGGCGCGGUUAGCAGCAGCCCGGUGGGGCAGGCCGUGGCGACGGUGUCUCGACAGCCCGCGGCCGUGGCGCGCGAGUGCCUAACGACUCUGACCAAGGUGAUCGACAACAUCAAGGCACACCCGACUGAGGAGAAGUACCGCAAGAUCAAGAGAGCAAACGCGGGGUUCAGCCGGAAGGUUGGAGCGGUGCCGGGCGGAGAGGCUUGCAUGCGAGCCCUCGGCUUCGUCGAGCACGGGGACGCGCAAGAGAGUUGGCUCCUUGCCCCCAGCGAAGCGGCCUGGAACGUUCUUACCGACGGUCGUGUAGACAUCCAAAGAGCUCUGGCGAUCCUCCCGGGAGCGCCGGCGGCUGCUGGUGCGUCCACAGGCGGGUUCGCGGGCGGACUGGGGGUGCUCCCUCCUCCCGGGGCGUUUCCUCAGGCCGGGUUGGGGGGCGGGAUGGGAGGGGGGAUGCCGGACAUGGCGACGAUGGCGAGGAUGGCGCGUAACCCGGCGGUGAUGCAGGGAAUGAUGAACGACCCUUCGGUGCAGGCCAUGAUGAGGAGUAGCCCGCAGAUGGCGGCGGCGAUGCAGUCCGUGAUGGCCAGACCCGGCGGACUGGCUCAGGCAUUCGAAGCGAUUCAGAACAACCCGGCGAUGGCUCAGAUGGCCCAGCAGAUGAUGCAGGACCCGACCGCCCUUCAGCGAGCUUCCCAGAUGGAUUUCGGAGGCGCCCUCGCGGCGGGAAUAAACGCCGCACCAGCCAACGCUGCACAGGGUUUCCAAGCACCCUCUGCAGGCGGACAGGGGGGGGCUCCAGCGGCACCAUCUCCUGCUGCUGGCGCUGCUCCCUCGCCACCACCUGCAGCAGCACCAGCGGCGGCCGGGGGUGGGGAAGCAGGGGAGGAGGGAAAGGAGAUGACGGAAGACGAGCUGAUUGCGGAGGCGAUUCGAAGAUCUAUGGAGGACUAGCUUUUUACUCGUUGCGCUGGUUUCCGACGAGUUGGUUUUCGCGUGGUUCGGCGGCAGGUCUUGCUUUCCGCUACUCUGCAGCACCACGACAUUGUUUCGAUGUCUUCUAGGAGGGAGAGGGAGAAUAUUGCUGUGCGUCUGUGUGUAUACAAGCUGUAAACUAAUGCACGUUCCUGGCCCUGCACGCUUGUUUUCCCGGAUGUGGGAAGGCGGGAUGGAUACCCUCAUAUUGUACGGCACCACCUCGAUGGGCCACGUCGGCCUUCCAAAGUACGUAAAGGCGAGGCUUUCGCUGCGCUUGCAGCGUGACGUGCGUUUUGCUCGUCGAUGCUUAGGCGGAAGGUAUUCUUGUACUGAUAGGUGCUGGGUUUGACCGUAGUGAGGGUCAGACAACAGCAGUCUGAUAUAAAUAGCAAUCCGCAGGAAGGACAAAAUGAACUAUUUGGCACGUCGGUCUUGCACGACAUCUAAAUACUGCAGUAGAGGUCCCUGUUUGGUGCUACAUUUUCUGGGCACAUGCGGGCACUAAAUAGGGACCUCCGCUUGCAUUCUUCUCGUCCCACGGUCUGCGUUCGCCUUACGUACCCCAAGGCGCUGUUAGGACUGUAAGGAGUACAAAUACAACUGUAGUACAGAGUUGAGCUGCUGCAGUUUAGGCUUCUGUCGAAAAUAACAGCAAAUU
Molecule: messenger RNA, 2178 nt
Organism: Ectocarpus sp. CCAP 1310/34
Lineage: Eukaryota; Phaeophyceae; Ectocarpales; Ectocarpaceae
Source: the annotation of a GenBank genome assembly